Messenger RNA from Sus scrofa (pig), 1035 nucleotides. RefSeq names its product chromosome 5 C12orf54 homolog (gene LYLDT1). NCBI's taxonomy places the organism in Eukaryota, Metazoa, Chordata, Mammalia, Artiodactyla, Suidae. The record is from RefSeq and is a predicted model, not a curated record.
UGAGGCUGUUGUGAGAUGGGGCUCAAGGAGGAGAAAUUCUAGGGGGGAAAGGGGUGGGAAGAAGAGCAAUUUGGAGAGCCCAGCUGGGACGUGGAGCUAUCUCCAUCUUCAGCUUCAGAGUCUCAGUUUAAAGACAAAUGGCACAGCAUGCCCUCCAAGAUCAAGGACAAAGGUCAGGGAGGACCUCCAGGCACCGGAUAAGAAAAUCCAUUGAAGACACAAUGAGACCAAAGGAAAUAGAACUAACAAUCACAGAAACCCUGUGGGACCAUGUGCUAAUGGCUUUUAAGGAUAUACAAAAGGAGCUUCAGGAAGAUGCUCGGACUCGAGGGAUGAGCAACUGCUCCACCACACCCAUAUCAUCUGUAUCCAGGACUGGAAGCGUCAAGCCUCCAGAUUCUGGGAUGACCCCAAAGUUGGGAAGAUCACUGCCAAGCACUGGAGAUCCAGGGGUCCAGGGCCCUAACCUGAGAAGACAGUUCUCUGAUCAAUCACCUUGCUACCCACUUAAGCCUUAACCCUACAACCAAGGAAGAAGACCAUCUUUGCUUCUGCCAGGGUACAGCUUUGGUUGCCUGCAAAACAAAAUUACUAGGCAGACAUCACCACUGAUCCACAAGAAAGAGUGAUACUCAUGGGCAGCGAUACCAGGGUCUAUGUCUCCAACGGGGAACUUGGAAAUCAAGUGAGUCCUACGCAUGUCACAACAGCCAAGCAAAGAAACCAGGGGGGAACAACUGAUAAAAUAAAGGUGGUGCCAAAGAUGUUUUCCCUAUUAGUUCUUACUGGGUAGUGGAAUGGAGUGCUUGGGCACAAGCGUAGUGUUGCAUUUGAUUCUGAGAACAAUACCAUAGAUUAAGAGAUUAAGAGAAGAUCUGGAUUUUGACUUUACCCUAGUUAUUCUGCUUCACAGCGCUCAGUUUCCUCCUCUGUAAAUGAGGCAUAACUGGAAAAUUCUACUAUCGGUUCAUUUCUAAUAUCCUGUGAUCCAGAUGGUCUCACAAUCCAUGAUUCCAACAGAGCUAUUCCCAAGAC